This is a messenger RNA of Oreochromis aureus, 3854 nucleotides long. RefSeq names its product protein NLRC3-like. The transcript is spliced from 11 exons. Bases 64 to 2844 code for a protein of 926 amino acids. The record is from RefSeq and is a predicted model, not a curated record. Lineage: Eukaryota; Metazoa; Chordata; Actinopteri; Cichliformes; Cichlidae.
UUCAAUUUGUACAGUCACGAAACAGACGAGUGAAAUCAAGGAAGCCUAAAGAUAAGUGGUUUGAUGGAGUACAGAGCAGAGUUUCCAGGAUCCAGCUCUAUGUCCAUAAACAGUGACACAUCCAGAGAUUAUCCUCCAGUCUUCAGUCAUGAACAUGGACCCUCAGUCACACAUCAUCAGCGACACAAACACAGAGCAGAGCUUCCAGGAUCCAGCUCUGUGUCCAUGAACAGUGACACGUCCAGAGAUUAUCCUCCAGUCUUCAGUCAUGAACAUGGACCCUCAGUCACACAACGUCAACAACACAAACACAGAGCAGAGUUUCCAGGAUCCAGCUCUGUGUCCAUGAACAGUGACACGUCCAGAGAUUAUCCUCCAGUCUUCAGUCAUGAACAUGGACCCUCAGUCACACAACGUCAACAACACAAACACAGAGCAGAGUUUCCAGGAUCCAGCUCUGUGUCCAUGAACAGUGACACGUCCAGAGAUUAUCCUCCAGUCUUCAGUCAUGAACAUGGACCCUCAGGCACACAAGAAACAAAGAGUAAUAAUUUUUUAGUGGGGAAGCCAACGUCCUGUUGUGUGUGGUGUCAUGGUGCCCUGAAGGAUUCAUCAGACUUCUGUCCCCAGUGUAGAGAAAAUUCCAGAACCAGAGAUAAUCAGCAGGCAGCCAAUACUGGUCUGCAAAAAGCUUUAGAUGCAUUAAAGCUCACUCUGAUUAACAGAUGUGAACAUGUAUUUGAAGGAACUGAUAAAACAGGAAGUGAAGCCCCCCUCAGAUUGAUCUACACUGAGCUCUACAUCACAGACGUGCAGAAUGAAGAGUUUCAAAUCCAACAUGAGGUCAGGCAGGUGGAGAGAACUUCCAAGAAGAAGAUACUCCAUGAAACAUCAAUCAGCUGCCAGGACAUCUUUAAAACCUUACCUGACCAACAGAGACCCAUCAGAGUGGUUGUGACAUAUGGUGUUGCUGGCAUUGGAAAAACCUUCUUGGUGCAGAAGUUCACUCUGGACUGGGCAGAGGGCUUAGAAAACCAAGACAUCAGUGCGGUGGUUCUGCUUUCAUUCAGGGAGCUGAACUUGGUCAGAGACGAGCAGUACAGUCUCCUGGAGCUGAUCCAUGUUUUCUAUCCAACAUUACAGAGCGUCACAGCAGAGAAGCUCACUAUGUGUAAUCUUUUGUUCAUCUUUGAUGGCCUGGAUGAAAGCAGACUUUUGUUAGAUUUCACCAACAGGAAGCUUGUGUCUGAUGUCACACAGAAAUCAACCAUCAGUGAGCUGCUGACAAAUCUCAUCGAGGGAAAUCUGCUUCCCUCUGCUCUCAUUUGGAUAACAUCCCGACCUGCAGCAACAAGUCAAAUCCAUCCAACAUGUGUUGACAGGAUGACAGAAGUUCGAGGCUUCACUGAUGCUCAGAAGCAGGAGUACUUCAGGAGGAGAUUCAAAAAGAACAAGCUGUCAAGCAGAAUCAUCUCCCACUUGAAGACAUCCAGGAACCUUUACAUUAUGUGUGGGAUUCCAGUCUUCUGCUGGAUCACUGCUACAGUUCUGGAGCACAUGUUGACUACAGAAAAGAGAGCAGAGCUGCCCAAGACCCUGACUGACAUGUACUCACACUUCCUGCUGGUUCAGACAAAGAAAAAGCACAAGUACAGUGAGGGGCAAGGGAUGAGGCGACAAAAGCUCAUGGAUACUGACAGGGAAGUUCUUUUGAAGCUGGGGAGGCUAGCAUUUGAACAUCUGCAGAAGGGAAACAUCCUGUUCUACCAAGAAGACUUGGAGCAGUGUGGUCUGGAUGUCACAGAGGCCUCUGUGUACUCAGGAGUUUGUACAGAGAUCUUCAAAAAAGAGUCUGUGAUCUUCCAGAAACCAGUUUACUGCUUUGUUCAUCUGAGUGUUCAGGAGUUUCUGGCUGCAGUCUACAUGUUCCACUGUUACACCAACAGGAAGACAGAGGUGCUGCAGGACUUCUUUACUGAGGACGAUAAAGGAAAUAAGAUAUCUCCGGAAGAUAUCUCAUCUCUGGAAGGUUUUCUGAGCAGAGCCAUGGAGAAAUCGUUCCACUCUAUGUUCGGCCAACUGGAACUGUUUGUUCGCUUCCUUCAUGGCCUCUGUCUAAAGUCCAACCAGAGACUCUUAGGAGGUCUGCUGGGUCAGACAGAGUACAAUCCUGAAAGCAUCCAGAGAGUUAUCAACAACCUAAAGGAGAUUAGCAGUAAUGGCAAGUGUCCUGACAGAUGUCUAAACAUUUUCCACUGUCUCAUGGAGAUGAAGGACCUCUCAGUACAUCUGGAGAUCCAAGAGUUUCUAAAGUCACAGAACAAAUCAGAGAAGAAACUCUCUGGAAUUCAGUGCACAGCUCUGGCACAUAUGUUGCUCAUGUCAGAGGAGGUUUUGGAUGAGUUGGAUCUGGAAAAGUACAACACAACACAGGAGGGUAGAGAGAGACUGGUUCCAGCUCUUAAGAACUGCAGAAAGGCUCGACUUCAUGAGAUUUUUGUCUAUAUGGGUAAAUGUGGCCCUGUGGCCUCAGCUCUGAGGUCCAGCCCCUCCCAUCUGAAAGAGCUGUGCCUGAGUUCAAUCAACCUGGAGAUUCCAGCAGAUGAAACUUUUGCUAAUCUGGGGGAUCCAAACUGUAGACUGGAGACACUCAGAUUUGAGAACAGCACUUUGUCAGAGAACAACUGUGCUGCUCUGCUCAGUGCUCUGAAGUCCAACCCCCCCUAUCUGAAACAUCUGGAUCUAAUAAGAUGCACCCUGGAGGGUUCAGGAAUGAAACAGCUGUAUGAUUACCUGGAGAGUCCACACUGUAAACUGAAGUUUAACAGAGUGACUUUGGUUUAGAUGCUGCACUGUGUUCUAAACAGAUCAAGACAUGCAGUGAUGCCUACAAACUAAUCCUGAAAGGAAACAGUGGUCAAAGCGUGGCUCUACUCAGACUUCCUGAAUCUGUUCCAGAACGUAUGAAGACACAAAUACAGUGUGGCCUUAACUCCAAUGUCAAGCUUUGGUUUAUAGAUAAGGUCUUUCGAAACUAAUGAACUUCUCUUCAGUGGAUGGAGUACAGGACUGAGGUAAAACACCUCGACCUCAGAGUGUGCUGAGGUCAUUUCCGCUUCAGACACUCCUAUACACCUUUACUUCCUGGAUCACUCCUAUGAACCAGUCAGUGUGUCAGUAUGGGAAUGUUGACUUUUCUACAGUGUGAAACAUUCAGCUCACCCAGCUAAAGGACACUUUGUAUUCAGUUUUGAUUUGUUACAGAGCAGAAUCUUGUGAAACAGGUUUCAUUGCACUGAUUUCACACCCAAGGACCCACUGAGGAGACCACAGUUAGAAUGUACAUUGAAAACAAAGAGAUGUUGUCAUUUGUCUUACGAGAGUUAGUAAACUUUGGAAUAAGUUCUGCUACUUUAUUUGGACUAAUGAGCUCUUAUUUUAUACCUACAGAUACUCUCCUAAGUUAAAGAAUACUUUUGAGGUACAAUAGCUGCCAUCUAGAUGGUCCUGGAACUAAAAACAGACUUUGCUUGUGCAGGUCCUUGUUUAUUAUUUUACUGUGAGAUGUUUUAAUAAUUUCACUACUGUAAUUUUACUGUUGAACAUUGUCUUGAUUGUGGUGUUGCAUUAGCGAUCCAGCAGUGUGUUUUUCAGUGCUGUGUCAUAUUACAGCUCAGAGAAGGGUGUGUCACAUGUACAGUGGUAAAUGUGAAUCCAGUUUUGUAAUUUUGCAAUAUUUGGAAAAUACAGAUACUUGGUUAAAGAUGUAUAGUCCAUCUGAAAAGUGUUCAGAAAACUAACAUUUUUUCAUGUUACAGUUUUAUUCCAAGAUAGAUUAAAAUUCAUUGUCAUGA